Aureobasidium melanogenum CBS 110374 is the source of this 2157-nucleotide messenger RNA. RefSeq names its product RabGAP/TBC. The annotation marks the transcript as partial. The record is from RefSeq and is a predicted model, not a curated record. The transcript is spliced from 2 exons. NCBI's taxonomy places the organism in Eukaryota, Fungi, Ascomycota, Dothideomycetes, Dothideales, Saccotheciaceae.
GCCGCUCUCCUCGCCCGUCUCGAAAUGGAGAACAAUGCCCUCGCUACCGACCCCAAGGCUGGCAUCACCACCGUAAACGGCGUCAAUCACGACCGCAAUGCUUCAAUUGGCGGUGCCUCGCUACUCAGUCUACACAUCCCUAAGGAGGCCCUCGGCAUGAGUCUAGGCGACUUCUGGGCCUUUGUCACCCGCGACUACGAAGAGGCCCUAUCCUCUAUGCCUACAAUGACGCCGAUCAUGAUACACAGAGGAGUGCCAGACUUCCUGAGGCCCGUUGUUUGGGUAGGCAUUGCUGGAGCACGACAAGAGAGACUCUAUUCAGAAUUCGAUCGUCUGCUGGCACAAAUCGAGAGCGCACCACCUACUUCGGACACUAUCAUUGACAAGGACGUUGGUCGCUGCUUCCCCAAUCACCCUCUCUUCGCCCAGGCUGGCGGCGAGGGUCAGACAAUGCUCGGCCAGGUCCUGAAAUGCUACAACUUAUACGACGCCGAGAUUGGCUACUGCCAGGGAAUGGGCUUUAUUGUUGGCAUUCUGCUCAUGAAGAUGGAUGCCAGAGACGCUUUCUGCGUCUUCGUCAGACUUAUGGAGAAUCACGGACUUCGCGACUCCUACUCACACUCGUUGACUGGUCUUCACUCACGUAUCUUCCAGUUCCAACAGCUACUUACCCCAUUAGCCCCCAAACUUGUCGCACACUUUAAGAACUUGGGCGUUGAGUUUGCUUACCUUUCACAAUGGUUCAUGACAAUCUUCGCCACAACAUGCCCUCUGGACACUCUUUUCCGCAUCUACGAUAUUGUUCUCGCAGAGGGUGCCGAUGAAACAGUCAUGCGUGUCGCCUUGGCUGUCAUACUGAAGAAUGAGCAAAAGCUACUGGCCAUGGCCGAAUUGGAGGACGUGUUGCAGCUGCUUCUUUCUCGCGAGAUCUGGGAGCCAUACGAGAACAACCCGGACCAACUCAUCGAAGAAGUGACCACCCUCUUUAAGCAGGUUGUUACUCGCGACGCUCUGGACAAGCUCGGCAAACAGUUCCUCAAACAGGCAGAAAAAGGCUCGGCAGACAAGACCGUUCGCGCUCUAGGCUUCACCAGCACUUAUGGAAACGCGUUCAGACUCUUCGACUUCUGGUCUACGUCCAAGAGUGACUCCCUUUCGCCAGCUGCACCUCUUCGUCGCAAAGCAUCUGGACAAUCCCUUUCCACUCUCAACUCCAUCUCAGGGAGCGGAGCCAGCAUGGCAAGCACCGACAGCUAUGCCAGCACCGCGCCCACAGAGGUUGACGACCUCGAAAGAGACAGUGCUACUCCAACGAAGCCUCGCAAAUCCUUUGUUUCGCAAGACAGGAACUUGCACGAACAAGUAGAGGGUUUGUUGAUUGCACUUAGUGAAGUGCAACGCGAGGCCGCCCAGACAGCAGCGAAUCUGCAGAGAGAGGAAGCCAGAAGAGUCAGAGCGCAAGAGAUUGUUGCCGACUUGCUUGAGCUGUUCCGCGAGAAGAAGACCGUGGAUGCUUAUCCGCCACUUCCUAGUGAGUACACAGUCAAGCUUGAAAACGAGCUCCAGAAGCUGCGUCAGCGCGUAGCUAAGGACCGCACGUAUCGCCACAUGAAGAGAUCGUCAGAUCUCAAGGACGCUCGUUUGUCCCUCAAGGCAGGGGAAGCACCUUCCUCUGAAUCCAUCAGAGUCCGACGCUCCCUCUAUCGUCGCCAUGAGAAAAAGGCUUCUCGCGAUCUCUCAGGCUCAUUCCCUGACAUCACAAUCUCUGUGCCUCGCGUACGACCCCACCAAGCUCUACCAUCUCCUCGCUCAGCCACUCAACAACAUCGCCCUGGUCCUCCUCUCCGCAUGAUCAGAUCACAGGAUGGAACUGAAAUCCUCGCGAAGCCCCAGAAGUUCGGCUCUGCUAGAAAAGUCACCGAACCAGAUUUUUCAAAAGAGGACUCUGGCUCGACCACUCCCACAUCCAGUGCGGCAGUGAUCCCAAAACGCAACUCUUCACUGACGUCCCAAACCAUUCUGUCAACACCAUCUCACGCACCUCCUUCGGACGAGACUCUUCUUGUCGAACUCGUGGCAGCAAAAACCCGCGAGGCAACCGCUAUCCACGAGAACGAGCUUUUGCAAAACUCUCUCGACAAGACUCGCCGACAAAUG